Melospiza melodia melodia is the source of this 796-nucleotide messenger RNA. RefSeq names its product serine/threonine-protein kinase PAK 1-like. Gene Ontology annotation, molecular function: protein serine/threonine kinase activity; ATP binding. The record is from RefSeq and is a predicted model, not a curated record. Lineage: Eukaryota; Metazoa; Chordata; Aves; Passeriformes; Passerellidae. Gene Ontology annotation, cellular component: cytoplasm. The transcript is spliced from 5 exons. Gene Ontology annotation, biological process: regulation of axonogenesis; protein phosphorylation; regulation of actin cytoskeleton organization. Bases 61 to 666 code for a protein of 201 amino acids.
CCCUUGUUUCCUUCUUUCAGCUACCUUCUGGGCGAGGAACUCUUGCUGGUUAUAGAGUACAUGGAUGGAGGUGUCCUGAGCGACAUCGUCAGCCAGACCUGCCUGUCUGAAGAUGAGAUGGCAGCCAUCAGUUGGGAGUGCCUGCAAGGACUGGAUUUUCUUCAUGCAAACGAAGUGAUCCAUCGAGACGUGAAGAGUGACAACAUCCUUCUCAGAACGGACGGUUCUGUCAAACUGGCUGAUUUUGGCCUCGCUACUCAGCUCACCCCUGAGCAGAGCAGACGGUGCUCGGUAACCGGGACUCCUUGGUGGAUGGCGCCUGAAGUGGUGACAGGUCAACCAUAUGGCCCCAAAGUGGACAUAUGGUCUUUUGGAAUUGUGGGAAUUGAAAUGAUAGAACAAGAACCUCCUUACUUGGGCAAAAGUUCUGGCACGGCUACAUACCUGAUAGCCACAGUAGGGACUCCACAGCUGCAGCAGCCCAAGCUCCUCUCGGCUUUGCUGCGUGACUUCCUGAGCUGCUGCCUGCAGACAGACGAGGAGCAGCGCUGGUCUGCCAAGGAGCUCCUGCAGCAUCCAUUUGUAACUUCAGCCAAGCCACCAUUCAUCCUGGCACAAGUCAUCAACUCAGUGAAGAAGACGAAUAACCCUAACCCUAAACUCUAAACCUAAAACCUAACCCUAACCUUAAAUGCUAACCCAAACCCUAUCCCUAUCUCUAUCCCUUAUGCUUUCCCUUACCCUUUCCCUAACCCCAACCCUAAGCCUAAGCCAAAGCCUAAACCUAAACCCAAAC